AUGGCAACAAAAUCGCAGACUUAUAACUUUAAGGGUAUUACCACAAUUCCAUCAGCUAGAAAGCUGAUAGAUAUUGUUUUGUCCCAAACACAGCGUAAAACACCAACUGAAGUCCACAAACAGUUCAAGAUAUCAAGAAUCCGCAAGUUUUAUAUGAGGAAGGUCAAAUUUUGCCAGCAAACAUGUCAUGAUCGUUUGCAACGGAUAUUGUCGCAAUUACCGCAGCUGAAUGAUAUCCACCCAUUCUAUGCCGAUUUGUGCAAUGUCUUAUACGAUCGUGACCAUUACAAACUGGCGUUGGGUCAAUGUAAUUCUAUAAUGCGUGUUAUAGAUCGCAUAGCUAAAGAGUAUGUGCGGCAAAUGAAGUAUGGCACUUCGUUGUACCGUUGCAAGAUGCUAAAGAAGGCUGCGCUUGGACAUAUGUGCACUGCUCUAAAACGUUUAAAUGGCAGUUUAAAUUAUCUUGAGGAUGUUAGGCAACACAUGUCCAGGCUUCCGAGUAUUAAUCCUUAUACAAGAACUUUGUUGUUGACAGGAUAUCCUAAUGUUGGUAAAUCAUCCUUCAUGAAUCAAGUGAGUAAAGCCAAUGUGGACGUACAACCAUAUGCGUUCACAACGAAGUCUUUGUAUGUAGGACAUUUUGAUUAUAACUAUUUAAGGUGGCAAAUAAUAGAUACUCCUGGGUUGCUGGAUCAUCCAUUGGAUGAAAGAAAUACUAUUGAGAUGACAGCUAUAACUGCCUUGGCUCACAUUUUCUGUACAAUAUUAUUUUUCAUAGAUGUUAGUGAAAGUUGUGGAUACUCCUUGGAGGAACAAGUUGCUUUAUUUGAUUCCAUAAGACCUUUAUUUCAAAAUAAACCCAUACUCAUAGUACUUAACAAGGUUGACUUAGUGAAUUUUGAUUCCGAUCGAUUGUCAAAACUUUCCCAAUAUAAAUGGAUACGUACAUCUGCUCUAACUGGGGAAGGUGUAGAUGAUGCCAAAAUUACAGCAUGCCAAUUAUUGUUAGAGGCCAGACUUGCAAACAAGGUAAAUGAUUCUAGUCCGGCCGUAAUAGAAAAGAUUGACUAUGUUACCAGCGUAACCCCUAACUUAGACAGACCACCAACAGAAAACCCAAAAGGUUAUGAUGAACCUGCUUUAGAUGAUUUAGAAGAUGAAGGAAGGCCUAGACCCACCACCGAAAAGGAUCUUGAGCUAAUUCAUGGAGGCCCAGGAGUUUAUUCCAUUGACCUCAGAAAAAAACACAUUCUAGAAAAUGAUGAAUGGAAAUAUGAUGAGAUUCCGGAAAUAUAUAAUGGAAGAAAUGUUAUCGAUUUUGCGUAUCCAGGUGUAGGGGAAAGACUCAAAUUACUGGAAAAAGAGGAGGAGCUUCUCCUCCAACAACUGCAACCAAACCUGGAAGAUGUAAGAUCAGUCAAUAUGUAUUGUAUAUACCACUUUCAGGAGGAAUGGGAAGACCUUGUACGCCGCGAAGAUGCUCUGCAUGCGAAGAUAAGACAGUGGAAAUUAGAACGUGGACUUAAAAAGAAACGCGGCGGUCCCGUGCUCAACGAAACAAUACGCAUUAAGAAGGUCCGCAAAAACGCAGAAAGGAGGAGGAAGGUCAGGAUGCUUCUUCCAAUGCCCAUUGACUCGAUCAACAUGGAAUCCGAUGAUCCAAAGACUAAAUUGGAAAUUGCUAAAGGUAGGCAACGCGAAUCCGAGGGUCAACCUGUACCUACUGUCAAGAGCAAGAAAAGAAUCAAACUACCAAAGGGAACAUACGCGCUCAACGAUCGAUCUAUCACCGCCAAACUUCCAAAACAUAUGUACAGUGGGAAGCGUACACUUGGGAAAACUAGUCGCAGGUGA
Molecule: messenger RNA, 1854 nt
Organism: Theileria equi strain WA
Lineage: Eukaryota; Apicomplexa; Aconoidasida; Piroplasmida; Theileriidae
Product: nucleolar GTP-binding protein, putative
Exons: 3
Coding region: 1-1854 (617 amino acids)
Biological process (GO): ribosomal large subunit biogenesis
Cellular component (GO): nucleolus
Molecular function (GO): GTPase activity; GTP binding; RNA binding
Source: RefSeq, a predicted model, not a curated record